AUGCUUUUAUUGACAACUGUAAGAAACCAGUUAUCGAUAUACUUUCGUGGCAGCUCCUUAGUCGCUGCUUCGUCUGCUCUCGGCAGUGGUAAAAGAUGGCUUUCUUCAGCAACACAGCCGGAGGUGAAAGGCUCUAAAAUGGAGAUGAACUCCACAUAUGUAUCAGCACAAAUGUUGAAGAUUGUACCCGAUAAUACUGACGUGGCCACUCUGGAGAAACAGGAUGAAUUAGUCAAAAGACGUCGCAAGUUGUCCAAAGAAAUCACACAAAUGAAAAAACUGAAACCGAUCUCACCUGGUCUCAGAUGGUACAUGUCGCCAAUAUAUCCAUACUUACAUAAAGGAAGACCAAUAUACUCGCUGACGAUAGCGAAGAGGGGUAAAGGUGGCAGAAAUAACUCCGGUAAAAUUACAGUCCGUCACAGAGGAGGUGGUCACAAGAGGCGUAUUAGAAUAGUCGAUUUCCAUCGUAUGGCAUCAGGAAAGCAAAUAGUUGAGAGGAUUGAAUAUGAUCCAGGUAGAACUUCUCACAUUGCAUUGUUGAAGCACACUGUCACAGGGAGCUUGUCUUACAUUGUCGCAUGCGAUGGGUUAAGAGAGGGCGAUACGGUCGAAUCAUUUAGAAAUGGUAUCCCACAGGACCUGUUAGAUGAAAUGGGUGGGAAAGUAGAUCCAGCAAUCUUAAGUGUGAGAACUGCCCAAAGAGGUAAUUGUCUACCAAUUUCUAUGAUCCCAGUGGGUAGCAUCAUACAUAACGUCGGUAUCACACCAGUUGGACCGGGCAAGUUCUGUCGUGCUGCCGGCACUUACGCAAGAGUACUGUCCAAAAUUCCUGAGAAGAAAAAAGCUAUUAUUCGUCUGCAAAGUGGUGAACAUCGUUAUGUAUCUUUGGAAUCAUGUGCCACUAUUGGUAUCGUAUCAAACAUUGAUCACCAAAACAGGUCUCUUGGAAAAGCAGGAAGAUCAAGAUGGUUGGGUAUAAGACCAACUGUAAGAGGUGUCGCGAUGAAUAAAUGUGAUCAUCCUCAUGGUGGUGGUCGUGGUAAAUCAAAAUCCAAAAAACUGUCUAUGUCUCCGUGGGGUCAGUUAGCAAAAGGGUACAAGACAAGAAGAGGUAAAAAUCAAAAUAAAAUGAAGGUUAAAGAUAGACCAAGAGGUAAAAUUGCAAGGCUUUGA
Molecule: messenger RNA, 1176 nt
Organism: Zygotorulaspora mrakii
Lineage: Eukaryota; Fungi; Ascomycota; Saccharomycetes; Saccharomycetales; Saccharomycetaceae
Gene: RML2
Product: mitochondrial 54S ribosomal protein uL2m
Exons: 1
Coding region: 1-1176 (391 amino acids)
Biological process (GO): cytoplasmic translation
Cellular component (GO): ribosome; large ribosomal subunit
Molecular function (GO): transferase activity; structural constituent of ribosome; RNA binding
Source: RefSeq, a predicted model, not a curated record